UAAGGCUUCCGCUCGUGUUCAACUUCCUCACUUUCCCCAUUGACUAUCUAACAACUCGAACCUGCCCAAUUUAGCUUUCGCUCUCCUCCUCCUCCAUUUCCCCCCAACAUCAAACCCUGGAAGAUUAUGACUAGGAAGGGAAAAGGAAAAGGAAAACGGAAAGGUAAGAAGAGGAAUCAGGCGAUAGAGAAAAGGCCGCGAUGGUUGGAACUUCCGGAAGUUAUAUGGGUGGACAUAUUACAGAGGCUGGGGGCAGUAGGGAUGAUGUUGACAGCAGAGAAAGUGUGCACUACGUGGAGGAGAUUGUGCAAAGAUCCUUCCAUGUGGCGAGUCAUUAACAUGAAUAAUUGUUGUGAUACCUACCUCGUGUCCUACUUUAAGGCACAGGAAAUGUGUCGGCGUGCCGUUGAUCGCAGCCAAGGAGAAUUGGUUGAUAUCAACAUGGAGUACUUCGCCACUGAUGAGUUGCUUGCAUAUGUAGCAGAGAGAUCAGGAAAAUUGAAAAGACUUGGCAUUGCAUGUUGCUAUGAUAUGGUACACAAAGACUUGGUUGAAGCAGUUCAAAAGUUCCCAUUGUUAGAGGAGUUGAGUCUGACGCACACUACCAUCACAACAAAAGGCAUUGAAGCUAUUCGACGCUCUUGCCCACGCUUGAAAUCCUUUGAUGUGAAUAAUAACUCUUGUUUUAUGUGUCUUGUGUGGUAUUCAGACUAUUAACCAUGCGUUUGAAUAUAAUAUUUAUUAUGAAACAAAUUGUUUAUGCAACAUUAAUAAAUUUUUGCAUCAAAUAGAUCAUUUGUUUGUGUCUA
Messenger RNA from Nicotiana tabacum (common tobacco), 809 nucleotides. RefSeq names its product putative F-box protein At4g05475. The record is from RefSeq and is a predicted model, not a curated record. Gene Ontology annotation, molecular function: protein binding. NCBI's taxonomy places the organism in Eukaryota, Viridiplantae, Streptophyta, Magnoliopsida, Solanales, Solanaceae.